This is a messenger RNA of Didymodactylos carnosus, 1872 nucleotides long. The record is from the annotation of a GenBank genome assembly. NCBI's taxonomy places the organism in Eukaryota, Metazoa, Rotifera, Eurotatoria, Philodinida, Philodinidae.
AUGAGUGGGCAAUCAAUAAUAAAUGAUUAUCUGUUUUUGACAGGUGACAAUGUCGCUGAUCUUGUUGCCAGUGAACUUGGAUUGAAAAAUAAAGGAAAGAUAUUUGAAAAUGAUGAUUAUUACUUGUUCGUACAUCCUCGAAUAGAGCGUCGCUCGAAACGUGCUGCUCAUGAUACUACAGCAUCUCUUUCACAACAUGAAAAGGUUUCAUGGGCCGAACAACAAAAAUCACAAUAUCGUGUUAAACGAGAUUUGAUUGAUAAACGUGAAGAUGAAGAUCGAAUAUACAGAUCGAUAUCGUUUAGUGAUCCUAAAUUUGAUAAAGAAUGGUAUUUGAAAGAUACGAGAUCAAAAAGUUCACUUGAUUUACCGAAAUUAGAUUUACAUGUCGUGCCUGCUUGGGCAGCUGAUCCAAAAGCAAGUUGGGAUUUAAAUGAUAAUGAUGAUGAUCCAUCUCCACGUUAUGAUCCUACAAACGAAAACAAACAUGGAACUCGGUGUGCUGGAGAAGUUGCAAUGAUGGCAAAUAAUUCAAUUUGCGGUGUCGGUAUUGCAUACAAUGCAAAAAUCGGUGGCAUACGCAUGCUGGAUGGACAUGUUACAGACCGAGUAGAAGCCGAAGCAAUUGCGUUUAAUCACAAAUAUAUUGAUAUUUAUUCAGCAUCUUGGGGACCAAAUGACGAUGGCCGAACUGUUGAAGGACCAGGAACACUUGCAUCCGCAGCAUUUAUUAAAGGAAUUACAGAAGGUCGAAACGGUAAAGGUGUAAUAUAUGUCUGGGCAUCUGGAAAUGGUGGACGUAGACAAGAUAAUUGCAACUGCGACGGAUAUACGGGCUCAAUAUACACAAUUUCCAUUAGUUCUGCAUCUGAACAUCAACAAUCACCGUGGUACGCAGAAAAAUGUCCGUCAACGAUGGCUACAACAUACAGUAGUGGAGCAUAUCAAGACCAAAAAGUAACAACAACUGAUCUUCAUAAUCGUUGUACAGAUGAUCAUACGGGUACAUCAGCAUCUGCACCAUUGGCAGCUGGAAUAUUUGCACUUGUUUUGGAAGCAAAUUCAGAAUUAACAUGGAGAGAUCUACAACAUUUAGUUGCAUGGACAUCAGAAUAUGCUCCAUUGUCUCAUAAUCAUGGUUGGACAACAAAUGGUGCGGGUUUUAAGGCAAAUAGUCGAUUUGGAUUUGGCCUUUUAAAUGCUGCUGCUCUUGUUCAAGCUGCAAAAGAUUGGGUAACAGUUCCUAAACAAAGCAUAUGUGAAAUAGAACCAAUAAAAUUCGAACGACAAAAAAUAAGUCCCGAGCGACCUCUUGAAAUUGAUUUUCCAGUCACGGGUUGUGAAGGUGAAAAUAAUGUUGUUCGCUUUUUGGAACAUGUUCAAUUGUACGUAACACUGACAUAUAACAGACGUGGUGCAUUAAAAAUUAACAUUACUUCCCCUCAUGGUACGGAAACAACUCUGUUAGCUGAACGUGAACAAGAUUCAUCCAGCGAAGGUUUUAAAAAUUGGGCAUUUAUGUCUGUACAUAAUUGGGGAGAAAAUCCCAAAGGUGUUUGGAAAAUCGAAAUAAUUGAUGCGACGGGAAAUAAAAACAAUCAUGGUGAACUACAAGACUUUCGAUUAGUAUUGCAUGGUACAGCAGAUAUUCCGCGUCACUUGAAAAAUGGGCCAAGAGUGUAUGAUGAAAAUUACAAUACUGUACAUAACGAACGAAGUGAACGUCUCACAAACCAAUUAAAUUCACAGGAAAAACAUCAAAUGAACGUUGAAUCACCAGUCAAACGCUACAGAGAGCAAGAACAGCCGGUUCAAUCGAAUAAUCAUUGGCUAAAAGUAUUGGCUAGAUUAAAUGGAAAUUGGUUACAAUAA